Sipha flava (yellow sugarcane aphid) is the source of this 1398-nucleotide messenger RNA. Its product is annotated as general transcription factor II-I repeat domain-containing protein 2-like. Bases 1 to 1398 code for a protein of 465 amino acids. The record is from RefSeq and is a predicted model, not a curated record. The transcript has 5 exons. Lineage: Eukaryota; Metazoa; Arthropoda; Insecta; Hemiptera; Aphididae.
AUGUUGAGUAAAAAACGCAAAAUCGACAGCGAAAAUAGGAAGUUUAUGAACGAGUGGACUGAACUAUAUUGUUUUAUAUUGCCUGAAAGGGUUGGAGCCAUUCCAGUCUGUUUGAAUUGCAAUUCAACUGUCGCUAUUAUUAAAAGUGGAAAUUUAAAACGGCAUUAUGAAACUACUCAUAAAGAUUUUCAUACAACAUUUCCUCCAGCCAGUGAAGUGCGUAAAAAUAAGCUCCAUGCAUCUGAAGCAGCGUUGCGUGUGUGCUGGGUUCUUAAUAAGCACCAAAAACCAUUUUCCGAUUCCGAAAUAGUAAAAGAGUGUAUGUUGGAAGUGGCCACUGCACUUUUUCAAGAAAAUAAAAAAAUCGUUACCUCUAUCCAAGAUAUUCCUUUGUCGGCAAGGAGUAACACAAGAAGGACAGAAAUGUUGACAGCCGAAAACAAAAAAAGCUUAUUUGAACUUUUACAUAAGUCACCGUGCUACUGCAUUGCGCUUGAUGAAUCUUGUGACUUAGUUGAUUCUGAACAAAUGUCAAUUUUCGUGCGAUUCUUUGAUUUUGAAAAUAAAGUGUUUAGAGAAGAGUUACUAGCAAUAUUGACAUUUGAAGGCAAGACUCGUGGAGAAGAUUUAUUUAAAAGUUUUGAUGACUUCAUGAAAAAAUCGGAUUUGAGUUAUGAUAAAAUUAUGUCAAUUUCCACUGAUGGAGCUCCAGCGAUGAUGGGAAAAGAAAAAGGAUUGUUAAAAAGAAUCCGGGGUAUUAACUUAUCAAUGCAUAAUUCACCAAACAUCGCUUUGUAUCAUGUUCGUUGGCUCAGUAAAGGUCGAGUAGUUGAACGUUUUUGGAACAUUAAAGAAAAAGAAGUAAAAACAUUCCUAAAAAAUGUAGAUACUGAAGAAGCAAAGAAGCAUUCGGAUUUCUUAGAAAAAAAUCGAAAUAUAGUUGCAAUGGCUUUCUUAAAUGACAUUUUGAAUUUUUUGUCAGAUCUUAUGAAGGAAUUUGAUGCUAUAUUCAAAGACUUUUCUGAAAUAGGAAAACUAUCACAAUUCUUAAAAACCCCUUACGAUGUUCUCCCAGACGGAGAAUGGACUGAUGUAGCUGAAAAAUUAUUUAAUCUUUCAAAGUCAAAACUCCAAAUAGAAAUAAUAGACCUACAGAAAGAUGUUUCCUUGAAGCAGUCCAGAAGUGCGUCAACUGAAGAAUUCUGGGCUAAAGAUGCCAUUGACAAGUAUUCAAACUGUGAAUACCAAAGUGGAUUCAGAAAAGGAAAAUCAACCACAGACCAUAUAUUUGUCGUGAGACAAUUAAUGGAAAAGCAUUAUGAAUACGCAAAAGACCUACAUAUGGUGUUUGUGGACUAUAAACAGGCCUAUGAUAGCGUGAACAGGGAAAAACUAUGA